GUCGCUUCCGGGUGGCAGCACAAGACUCCUCCAGAGAGCCGACGUUUUCUUUCCGCUGUAAACAAAAGUUACUAAACGGUUCAGCCCCGACGACACAUUCAGCGACAAGACAUGCAUAUCAAAACAGGUACAUGGGAAGCCAGCAACACUGUAUGUGAGUCCGAUACCCUGUGUGAUCCAGCAGUCCUCGUUUCAGCCGCCAGCUCUGAGCCACACAUUCGUAACCGCCGCCUGUCACCCGGCUCUGGAAACUGUGGAGGAGGAGGGGGCGGAGGCUGCAUCUCUGGAGGUAACCAGCAGCCCCGACAGCUGUCACCCGAGGGGGACCUGAUCGGACCGGGCCACACGCACGCUUUCAGCUUCCGCAGGGAGAAAGAACGCAAGGGCCAGCAGCACAAAGGCCGCAGCCUCCGCAGGGAAAGCCAGAAGGGGGUCGGACGGGCGGGUGAGCGGCCCCAAAAGGUCAACCAAAAGGAGAGGUGGGUGGAGGACAGUCUGUCGCUGCUCAAGCCCCCGCCUGCCUUCCCGGUGCAGGACAGCCCCGCCAAGCUGCAGCCCGCCGUCAGCUACGCCUCCAAGGUGAAGGCGGGCGCGACGAGCGGAGCGCUGGAGGAGGACCGGCCCGCCAUCGGCGUGCUGCUACAGAACCAGUGGGGUCUCAGUUUCAUCAGCGAGGCGAGACCGGCUGCCGAGGGCUCUGGCCCCCGCCCGGCCACUGGCGCCCUCGCACCUCAGCCCACAGACACACAACAAUCAGCAGACCCACAGCUCGACACAGUUCUCGCAGGUCAGCCCCCCGAAGAAACGCCCAACCCAGUCGCUACCUCCGUCACCCCCACCACGCGCCCCGAGGCGGACGAGAGCAACGGGAAGCUGCUGCUUAGCUGUCGCCAUCUAAUGGAGGCUCUGAAUUAUCACAGUAGAGAAUGGAAUGGUGUGUGCAACAAACAGAAAAAAGAUCCAAAAAGGGUCGUCUGGUACAAGGACACCCAAGAGCACCCAGCCUAGCAGCGUGAGAAACCCAAAGCAGAUAUAUUUAUAUACAUAUAAAUAUAUAUAUAAAAACACAUACACAACACCUACAUGCACAUGAGAACACAUAAAGAUGGACAGUUUUUUUCGAGUCCCCCUUCACACAGACUGCACUCAGGAUGAUGUCUUCACACAAAAGCCACACUGAGACACUUUGGACUAACUCCUUUUUGAGAUCUUACAGCAAUGGACUUUUUUAAACGCCUUACAGAAAAGCCUGCCUUAAUUAAUCAGACCUGUCGUCAUCACCUCAUUACGAUUUUUAGCUUGUACGUGUAGAGCUGGUCUUUUUUUUUUCUUUUUUUUUAAACAAUCUCUGAGGAGCUGUAAUUAAUUUCCCCCACCCCCCCUUUUUUUUUUUUUUUUGGUGAAAGCUGCAGUUUUAUCAAACUUUUUGUCCUCUAAAGCGAGUGGUCAAUCAAGCACUUUGUUUAAAAAAAAAAAAAAGAAAAAAAUCUGUUGUGACCAAUCCCUGUGUGCGAGAAACCCUCACCAGAAUGAUUUUUUUUCUUUCUUUCUCCACCCUUCUCAAUUUCUAAACAGAAGAAUGUCUUGUAAUCUUGAGUUUUACUGUUAAUGUAUGCAGAAGACUUCUGUAUCCAUGUCUUCAGUUUACAGAAGGGUGUAGUCAAAGGCACAGUAGAGUUCACCCUUUACCCCGUCCCCCGCCCCCUCCCCCUCCCGUCAGAUCUUAAUGCUGUUUUACUUUCUUUGUUUUUAUUUGGUUCCCUAAUCGGGUGAAUGUUGCUCGUGAAUCCAGAAGGGAGCUCACUGUGUUCAGUAUGUUUCUUUUUUUUUG
Messenger RNA from Scomber japonicus (chub mackerel), 1831 nucleotides. RefSeq lists its product as uncharacterized. Gene Ontology annotation, molecular function: RNA binding. Gene Ontology annotation, cellular component: cytoplasmic stress granule; nucleoplasm. The transcript has 4 exons. NCBI's taxonomy places the organism in Eukaryota, Metazoa, Chordata, Actinopteri, Scombriformes, Scombridae. The record is from RefSeq and is a predicted model, not a curated record. Bases 112 to 1008 code for a protein of 298 amino acids.